This is a messenger RNA of Myodes glareolus (Bank vole), 4703 nucleotides long. It is a transcript of the gene Cd28, whose product is annotated as CD28 molecule. Gene Ontology annotation, biological process: positive regulation of T cell proliferation; T cell costimulation; immune response. Lineage: Eukaryota; Metazoa; Chordata; Mammalia; Rodentia; Cricetidae. The record is from RefSeq and is a predicted model, not a curated record. Gene Ontology annotation, cellular component: membrane; external side of plasma membrane.
CUAAAAGAAGUAAAAGUCUAGUCAUCAAAAACAAUGUAAUAUCCUGUGUGAAAGUCACGAAGCCUUGUGGUUGGAGUGCUUUGAUCAAGUGCCCUGUAAAGUGGCCUUGGAUGACAGAUACUCAAAGACCUUUGCAGGUGUGACUUCAGUUCGUAUCAUACCCUGCCCUGCUCAAGGAGGAGGGGCUGCAGCCAUGACCCUCAUUAGGACAAUGACAUUCAUGCUGCUGUUCCUGGCUCUCAGUUUCUUCUCAGUUCAAGCAACAGACCUGAAUCACUGUCAAGUUGUAUAAGCAUUAGUCUGUAAACACUUCUCACCUCUGACCCAGAAGACAACUGAAUCUUGACUACUCUCCAUGCCUUCACUCUUGUACACUCCAAAGUACUACCUCCAUUUUUGCUAAAGUGAUCUCCAUAAGUGAAAAUGCUGCACUCACCUACUUUUCUGCCUCAAAGCCUUCACUAGGUCUCCAUCACUGGCAGGAGAGGGACCAAGGUCUCUGAUGAGAAAACAAAAUUUUGGUGAAGCAGUCGCCCAUGCUUGUGGUGGACGACAAUGACGUCACCCUCAGCUGCAGGUAUUCUCACAACCUGCUCUUGAAGGAGUUCCGGGCGUCACUGCACAAGGGAGUGAACAGUGAUGUGGAAGUCUGUGUUGCGAUUGGGAAUCUCUCCUCUCAGCUUCAGUUUCACUCAAAUGUGGGGUUCACCUGUGAUGGGAAUUUGGACAAUGAAACAGUGACAUUCUACCUCCGGAAUCUGCACGUCAAUCAAACAGAUAUAUACUUCUGCAGAGUUGAGGUCAUGUACCCUCCUCCUUACCUAGACAAUGAGAAGAGCAAUGGAACUAUUAUUCACGUGAAAGAGAAACAUCUUUGUCAUGAUCAAACUGCUCCUAGGCUGUUCUGGGCACUGGUUGGGGCUGCUGGAGUCCUGUUUUGUUAUGGCUUGCUAGUGACAGUGGCUCUUUAUAUUAUCUGGACAAAUAGCAGAAGGAACAGACUCCUUCAGAGUGACUACAUGAACAUGACGCCCCGGAGACUUGGGCCCACACGCAAGCAUUACCAGCCCUAUGCUCCAGCGAGAGACUUCGCUGCCUACCGUCCCUGACAGGGACCCCUAUCCAGAAGCCAGCCGGCUGGUGCCCCUCCACCUGCUCAACACCACUGCUCUGGAUAGGAAAGGACUGUCUCAUCUUCAGCCGGCCACUUUGGACCUCUCCUGGGCCACCUUUGCUAAUUGUUUCGGAGUGUCUAGAUCCAACAUCACGAACAUCUGGAGACUCUGGAAUGAAUUCAAAGAAACCUCUAUGGCAGGUUAAAUUCUGUAUACCUUAACCCAAACUCAAGUUUAGUAUAUUUAUUGACUUGAUUGAAAAGUUAAAGUAGAGAAAACAAAAAGCGAGAGGAUUCAUUUGGCUGUGGAAGUCAAUUUUCAGGCUGCAUUGAGCCUGGUUUGUGUCUCUCUCACUGGCUCAUUUCAGAUAUGUGAAGUGUGACAGCUAAAGAUGUUUUAGAUGGAGUAGAAAGGCCAGAGCAGCCUUCUCUUUAGCUAAGCUGGUGUUUAAGACAGGGAUAGGGUAGAGUUACAGAGCGUAGACUGAAGUAUUUAAACAUAAUUAAAACACUGUUUCCCACCCACAAAAUGAGCCACUUAGUUCCAUCUUUAGUGUUUUUCUGUUAGUUUAGAAAGAUGUAGACAUAUUUUUAAUGAAUUCUGACCACUUUUAAUCACUUUGACCAGUGAAAUGCCCUCAAAGCACCCCCAGGAUUUGCUUUUCUUAUUCCCUGUCAUGGAAAUUCAGUAUUAUUAAUAGUCACAAGAUGAUUUCAAAACUAAAUAGCCCUCCCACACUAGGAAGCCUGUGAGAGGAAAUAAGGUCACUAUAUAUAUUUUGAAUGCUGUGGAGGAUUAUCUGUUUAGUAGCUUGUUCCAGGCAGCCAUUUAAACCAUGGUUUCCUUGUUGUCUUUGUUGGUACCUGAAAUGGAAUACUGAAAUUGCAUCUAUAGAGUGCUAGUCAUGAUACUGUGAAAAGGGGGUAUUAGCAUUUAGUAGGCAGUAAGGAUGAGUUCCAGGGAACUUCCUCUGAGGAAGGGGAUGAGGAAACUCUUGUUAUGUACUCAAGAGAUGGAUGUUUUCUAGACUGCAUCUUAGAGAGCCAUGCUAUGUGUUCCUUUAGACUCUAAAGUUUAGAGGCACUGUAUUUGCACCAGGGCUCAGAACUGCAGAAUUUUGUGAGCUCAGCUGCUUUGUACCCUGUGGAUCUAUUGACAUGAAAAAUUAUUCUGGACAAUGUCUUUAGGGACAUCAAAGUUCUCAAGAGCAUCUGCAAACAUAAAUUUUCUUUGCUUCCAGUUUGGGUCAACUGAAAAACAUCUAUGGACCUUAAAGAAUGAGUCUAUAGCCAUCUUUGCCAUUUGUUUAGUGCUUUGAAUUAUUCAGAGGUUUUAGAGGCCAGUAGGCCUGGUAAAAAUCUCAUUACUAAUUGAAUAGCCUCAGUCAAAUUACUAUUCAUCUAAGACUAUGAUUCCUCAACUGUAAAACGGACAUAAUGAAACUUACUGUGAUCCUCCUGCCUCUACCUCCCAAGUGUUGGGAUUAUAGGGGUGCACAAUCAUGCCCAGCUUGUAGCAUAAAUUUAUACCUAAACUCAUGAGGAUCUCUCAGCUUCAAUAAUUUUCUAGCCAAUUAGAAUAGAUUCUCUUGCAAUCAAACAUAAGGCAUUUCCCCCUACUGCUGUCUUUGUAUAUAAAGAAGUCUUUAAACAUUUUUUUUUUAAUAUGAGGAGGAGGAAGGGAUAGGAAUCUUUUCAUUCUAGACAGAUGACAUUGUGCUCUGAUAGAUUUUUUUAAAGUUGGCUUCCACUCUGUGCCUUUUGUUAAACCAGCAAAGGCCAAGAUCAGCCUGACUUGUGUGAUGAAAGACUGCUGGCUUGACCCUGGCACUUGUGACUGCAGCCAGCCUUUGACAUGUGGCAUUCUUGAACUGAAGUUACAAAAUUAUAUUUGAAGAUGACAUCACUGGAGAGUUUUUAGAAAGGGCAAGAGCAAAUAACAAACACUUUUUUAAUGGAAAAGUUUAAUCCUUGAUAAUCAAUAACUUUAUUUUCUAACUGGAAAAGGACUGAAGAUGAAUCAUACCUGAGAUUUCUCAUAACUCUCUGAAAAGAACCAAAGUACAGGAGUCAUCGAUGUUUCACUAUUGGAAUGAACCAACAAAUGGUUUAAAAACACUGGUUUAGAGUAAUGCUUUUGCCAUUUUGGAUGUAGUGUUUAUGAGGAAAACUGUGUCAUUUGCUGCUAUUAUUGCAAGAGUCUUGAAAUUAAAGGUGUGCCUAUAAUUUUUAAUUGUGAGGUCACCUAUUUGGGAUUGAGCAUACCAAUUUAAAGAGGCCCAGUGUACCUUAUAUCUGCAUCCAAUGAUAAAAUAACCACACUAACAUGUGCCUGCUUUCAAACUCGUGCUUUAACGUUGUCCCCAGGACGGUUAUGCAAUGAAUCUGGAGAUGUUUUGCUAUUUGAAAGAGUGUAACAUAAAUCUUUUUACAUCUCUUGAUUCUCUGUCUCUCUGUCUCUCUCUGUCUCUCUCUGUCUCUCUCUGUCUCUGUCUUUCUCUCUCGUCUCCUCCUCAACUCUGUCAAGAUUUUCAAACAUUGAUUUCUUUUGGAAAAAAUGCAACUUGUGGUUUCUUUGCUUGGCUUCAAGUGCAGCGUGUCAACAGGCCAGUGUUUUGACUCUUUGAGAGUCAUGUAAGGCUGGCCUUACAUGAGCUCUGUCUGCUGUGCCUGCCAUGGGACAGAUACAGCUUGACUGAGCCUCCAGACACUUAGUUCUUCAAUCAUUUAGUCAGCUAACUGAGCCACUAAUCUGCAUAACUGGUUGAAUUGGCAUACUGAGGGUCAAAUAGAUGUCUGAUCCCUCACCCCAGUCUCUGGACUGCCACAUGGGAACUACAGUUGACUUGUGUUCUCACUGAAAAAUGUUAAAUUCAACUACAUGAGCUGGAUCUGAAACCACAAUACUUACUUCCAUUUAGCCACCACUAACCCAGGUCAUACAAAAUGGGGUGGAUUCUUUCAGAACUUGGGGAAGUGAGUUUGGCCUAUCCAAAAAGUCAGUUGAAGCUUAAAUCUUUCUUGCACUGAUAUGUCUAUGCAAAUAUCAAAAGCUUGUUUCAAUAUCAGGGACUUUAUAUAUACUGCAUUCUCUGUCUAGAAUGUUAUUCCCUAGAUAUCUAUUUGGUUUCCUCUUACUUCCUUACACAUUAGCUUAAAUGUUUCAACUUUCAACUGUAAUUAAUUACCCAAUAUACCCUGUCUUCUUGCCUUAUUUUCCUCUAUAACAUGUUACCAUCUCUUAUACUAGAUGUUUUUCUUAUUCACUGAUCUAUUGUUUCUUUUUCUAAUCUAGACUGACUCUUCAUAAAGAAAAACUCCAUUUUCUUUGUAUUUUGUUUUGCUGUUUUCCCAGUGCUUAGAAUAACGCUUAGUGUGCAAUAAGUAUUUAUUGGCUGAAUAAACGGAUUUCACAUGGGCUUAUGAAUUAAUGGUGACUCUAAAUGAUCUAAUCACACUCUGAGAGGGAAAGAAUCAGUUCUAUUUUCCACUCCUUAGAGACAUGAGAGGUAAAGCAUAUGCAAAGAAAUCUGGUGAAAUAACAUUUAAUUUAUAUAAGUUAAUUUACAGUUUAGAAAUUUUUGUGUAA